Polypterus senegalus (gray bichir) is the source of this 4821-nucleotide messenger RNA. Its product is annotated as rab GTPase-activating protein 1. Bases 222 to 3542 code for a protein of 1106 amino acids. The record is from RefSeq and is a predicted model, not a curated record. The transcript has 27 exons. Lineage: Eukaryota; Metazoa; Chordata; Cladistia; Polypteriformes; Polypteridae.
ACAGCUUUGUGGGCUGGGGUUUGGUUUGUGUGUUUACAGUGCCCUGGCUGAGAGUUACUAGCACGGUGUCCAGUGGAAUUUUUUUCUCGGUCUCCUAGAGGAGGUGGCCCCGGUGGUGGUGGCGGUGGAGGAGGAGGAACGAGGGACAGAGGCAACACACAAACAAACAGGUGCUUUUUAUAAUUUAACCUUAUUCAUGAGCUGCACAUGGUUUAGCAGCCAUGGAUGACAAGGCUUCAGUUGGGAAAAUUAGCAUUUCUUCAGACUCUGUUUCCACUCUAAACAGUGAGGAUUUUGUCUUGGUUUCCCGACAAGGGGAUGACACACCUUCUACAAAUAAUGGUAGUGAUGAUGAAAAAACAGGACUGAAGGCCUUUACUGAGGAAGGUGUCUCCUUUAAGAUUAUAGGGAACGGCAGUGAGCAACAGCUGCAAAAGGAGCUGGAAGAUGUACUGAUGGAUCCCUCUGUGUCUGACCAGGCAGGUGAUGAAGAGCAUAGGCAAGAAAAACAUGUGUCCGAAGAAAAAAAUGAAAUUUCUACACUAGUAAUUGCCUCCUCCUCUUCUAGCCAUAUUCUUAGUGGACAUGGUGACCAAGGGAUGUGGGAUUCAAAAAAUGUAUCCUUCCCUGGAGACUUGACAGAACUCUCUCCGGGUUCACUUUCAGCCUUUCCAAAAAUAGAGAUGGUACUCCCUGUUAAAUCAUCUCAUGAUGAGGACUCUUGUGAAUCAAAUCCCACAACACCAGUGCUUGACGAAGACAGUGUUUUAUUCAGUAAACUAACUUAUCUUGGCUGUGCCUCAGUUAAUGCACCUCGGAGUGAAGUUGAAGCUCUUAGAAUGAUAUCUAUCUUGCGAAGCCAAUGUCAGGUGCCUUUAGAUGUGACUCUUUCAGUGCCUAAUGUUUCAGAGGGAACUGUAAGGUUGUUGGACCCUCUGACAAACACAGAAAUAGCCAACUAUCCUAUCUAUAAAAUAUUGUUCUGUGUGAGGGGUCAUGAUGGGACACCUGAAAGUGAUUGCUUUGCAUUUACUGAAAGCCACUACAAUGCAGAAAUUUUUAGAAUUCAUGUCUUCCGAUGUGAAAUCCAAGAAGCGGUUAGUCGGAUAUUGUACAGCUUUGCUACUGCUUUUCGAAGGUCAGCCAACAAAACUCCACUGUCUGCAAAUCCUCCUCCAUUAACCCCUGACAGCAAUGUCUUCACAUUUACGGUUUCUUUAGAAAUCAAAGAAGAUGAUGGAAAAGGCUCGUUCAGUACAGUCCUGAAAGAUAAGGAUAAGCAGUGCUUCAAAUUACGCCCUGGGAUGGACAAGAAAAUUGUCAUAUAUGUUCAACAAACUUCAAAUAAGGAACUACAAAUAGAAAGGUGUUUCGGACUCCUACUGUGUCCUGGCAAAGAUGUACGCAACAGUGACAUGCAUUUGCUAGAUUUGGAAUCCAUGGGUAAAAGUUCUGAUGGAAAGUCCUAUGUAAUAACUGGAAGCUGGAAUCCUAAUACGCCACAGUUCCAAGCAGUUAAUGAAGAAACCCCAAAAGAUAAACUGAUGUAUAUGACAACAGCGGUUGAUCUGGUUAUCACUGAAGUUGAAGAACCUGUACGAUUUCUUUUGGAAACCAGAGUUCGAGUAUGUGCUCCCAGCGAGAGAGUGUUUUGGCCUUUUAGCAAGCGGAGUUACACGGAAACAUUCUACUUAAAGCUAAAGCAGAUGGAACGCAAAGACAGAAAGAGUAACACAGACACAUUGUAUGAAGUUGUAAGCCUAGAGAGUGAAACUGAACGAGAGAGGAAAAAAACAACUGCCAGUCCUUCUAUUCAUCUUGUUCAGUCCGGCUCACAGAGCUCAAUUAUCCCUUCUCCACCUGAGGAUGAUGAGGAAGAAGAUAAUGAUGAACCUUUGUUGAGUGGUUCUGGAGAUGUUUCAAAGGAAUGUGCAGAGAAGAUACUGGAAACCUGGGGAGACCUUUUAUCAAAGUGGCAUCUCAACCUGUCUGUGAGGCCAAAGCAGCUUCCAACCCUUGUAAGAAGUGGCAUCCCUGAAGCUCUGCGAGGAGAAGUUUGGCAGCUCCUGGCUGGCUGCCACAAUAAUGAUCAUCAAGUGGAAGAAUACAGAACUCUUAUCACUAAGGAGUCUCCUCAAGACAGUGCUAUUACCAGGGAUAUCAAUCGAACAUUUCCUGCUCAUGAUUACUUUAAGGAUACUGGAGGUGAUGGACAAGAUUCUCUCUACAAGAUAUGCAAGGCCUAUUCUGUAUAUGAUGAAGAAAUUGGUUACUGUCAAGGCCAGUCUUUUCUUGCUGCUGUACUUCUCUUACAUAUGCCUGAGGAACAGGCAUUUAGUGUUCUGGUCAAGAUCAUGUUUGACUAUGGGCUCAGGGAACUUUUCAAACAAAACUUUGAAGAUUUGCACUGCAAAUUCUUUCAGCUGGAGAGGCUUAUGCAGGAGUACAUUCCAGAUUUAUUUAAUCACUUCACGAAUAUUGGCCUUGAAGCACACAUGUAUGCUUCCCAGUGGUUCCUUACAUUGUUUACAGCAAAAUUCCCUCUCUACAUGGUCUUCCACAUCAUUGAUCUUCUACUCUGUGAGGGUAUAAGUGUUAUCUUCAAUGUUGCACUUGCACUGCUGAAGACUUCAAAAGAUGAUCUCCUUUCAACAGACUUUGAAGGGGCUUUAAAAUUCUUCCGUGUUCCAGUCCCUAAAAGGUACAGAUCAGAAGAAAAUGCCAAAAAGUUGAUGGAGCUGGCAUGCAGCAUGAAGAUAAGCCAGAAAAAGCUGAAGAAAUAUGAAAAGGACUACUAUACUAUUAGAGAGCAACAGGCCCAACAAGAGGCUCCAAUUGAAAGAUAUGAGAGGGAAAACAGGCGCUUACAGGAAGCGAACAUGAGACUUGAACAGGAGAAUGAUGACCUUGCGCAUGAGCUGGUUACCAGUAAGAUAGCACUGAGAAAAGACUUGGACAACGCUGAAGAGAAGGCAGACGCUUUGAAUAAAGAGCUAUUAAUAACGAAGCAGAAAUUAGUUGAUUCAGAGGACGAAAAAAGAAGAUUAGAGGAAGAGGCUACUCAGCUUAAGGAAAUGUGUCGGAGAGAGCUAGACAAGGCUGAAUCUGAAAUCAAAAAGAAUGGAUCGAUUAUUGGGGAGUAUAAACAGAUCUGUUCUCAGCUUAGUGAAAGACUGGAGAAACAGCAGACUGCAAAUAAAGGGGAAUUAGAAAAAAUUCGGCAAAAGGUGGAGGGGUGUGAAAAGUGCAAGGAGCUUUUCAGCAAAGAAGGAAAGUUAAAGGUGGUAACCAGUGUAAAGGAAGGCUCAGAAGAGGAUAUGGACGAGGAAAAAGAAUCACUGAAAAACCAACUAAGGGAAAUGGAGCUUGAACUGGCACAGACAAAACUGCAGCUUGUUGAAGCUGAAUGCAAAAUUCAGGAUUUGGAGCACCAUUUGGGCCUGGCUUUAACUGAAGUACAAGCUGCAAAGAAGACCUGGUUUAACAGAACGUUAAGCUCGAUCAAAACAGUGACUGGUGCCCAGGGAAAGGAGACCUCCUAACAAAACCACUGCAGCAGUGACUUGAGACAAUGUAUUCUGUUGCCUUUGAGACCAGUUUUCUUUUUUUAAGAUAAUGUACUAGAGAGGACCAGAAUAUGGAACUUCAUGCUUCUAUUAUUUUAUUUUUAAAGGUCAAUAAUGAGAGAGAUGUUUGAAAUUGUAACUUAAAUAAAAAAAAGAGUUUAACUUAAGAUGCGUCUUUAUACUACUGAUACAAUAUCUAACAGGUGGUGUAGCUAGCAGAGUGCUACACUCUUUCUAAACACUCCCAUUCUAGUGGGUUUACUGGUGGCUGCUUGCACAGAGCUAGAAUCACAACUUUGGUACGAGAUUAAGCUCCUGGUUUUGCUUUUCAUUACACACAACUUGAACCCCAUUCGUAGAAAUAAGUAACAUUGUGUGGUGUUGUACAGACUGACACUGGAGUGAUGUCUGGCACGUGAGUAGGCUAAUCAGCAGUGAAGUACAAAGAAACAGAAAAACAAGCAGUCUGUGGACUGAAUGGGCAGCCGGUUUUCAUAACUGCUUAAUGAUAACAGAUCUUUUUCCCUGAUAGCCACAUUUGCUUUACUCUACAGUGGUGUCUGAAGGGAAUAAGACAACUGUUGAAUAUUUACUGUUAUGUUUAAAAUAUAGUCCAUUCCAAUACAUUGUUUGUUUAGCUGCCUCUUACCCUGUUCUUCCUUUUUUUUUGGCCCCCCGAUUCCUGUGCUCGGUCAGUCAAACCAAGUCACACCCUUACCAUCCUUCAGCAUUGUGCAUACAGCCCAGGCUGUGCCUCUAAAAGUGCGCACAGCACAGGAGCCUGUGAGGCUUUCCUCCACUCUGGGGUUUCAUUAGAAGGGAGGUCUUUGCACCUUAUUCCUCCAUGUUUAUAAUUGUCCAUUUUCUUUUAAAAUUGUUGUCAUGUUGUGAGUGUGUGAGCAAGUUAAGCGUGCAUGUGAGUGUGAGUGAGUGUGCACAUUGAGAACACUGGUAAAACCAGGUGUUUCUGUGCUUGUGUACUGUAUAUAUAUACAUAAAUAUAUAUAUAUGAAGAAGAGCAUUUCAGUUUGUUUAUUUUGUAUUACUACUUUCCCCAGUAAAACUGUACUGUUUCCUAAUGUACCAUGUAAAAGGUCAGACAUGUUGAUGCUAAAGCUUUUGUCUUAAAUGUCUUUCUGUUGUCUCGUUGUUUAAUGCCAAAUGUUAUAUCUUCAUUCAGCAUUACAAAAGAGUGGACAUAGUAAUAAAGACUGUAUUGUGUGUUAUUCAUGCAUACAAAUAUAACUUGUAAAAA